Molecule: messenger RNA, 1254 nt
Organism: Xenia sp. Carnegie-2017
Lineage: Eukaryota; Metazoa; Cnidaria; Anthozoa; Malacalcyonacea; Xeniidae
Product: keratin-associated protein 10-4-like
Source: RefSeq, a predicted model, not a curated record
AUGACAAGGGUUGCUAAAGACCUUGCUUCCACAGAUAUCACACAGUUUCAAUUGAAUUUUAUUCUAUUCCAAUCCAAUAUAUCCUUCGCUCUACAUGUGUGUUGCAAUCCCAACCUGUCAUGCUAUAUCCUUCACUCGCAUAUUUGUUCAAUCCCAACCUGUCAUGCCAUAUCCUUCACUCUGCAUGUGUGUUGUAAUCCCAACCUGUCAUGCUAUAUCCUUCACUCGCAUAUUUGUUCAAUCCCAACCUGUCAUGCCAUAUCCUUUACCCUGCAUGUGUGUUGUAAUCCCAACCUGUCAUGCUCUCUGCAUGUGUGUUGCAAUCCCAAUCUGUCAUGCCAUAUCCAUGUGUGUUGCAAUCCCAAUCUGUCAUGCCAUAUCCUUUACUCUGCAUUCCCAACCUGUCAUGCCAUAUCCUUUACUCUGCAUGUGUGUUGCAAUCCCAACCUGUCAUGCCAUAUGCAUGUGUGUUGCAAUCCCAACCUGUCAUGUAUAUCCUUUACUCUGCAUGUGUGUUGCAAUCCCAACCUGUCAUGUAUAUCCUUUACUCUGCAUGUGUGUUGCAAUCCCAACCUGUCAUGUAUAUCCUUUACUCUGCAUGUGUGUUGCAAUCCCAACCUGUCAUGUAUAUCCUUUACUCUGCAUGUGUGUUGCAAUCCCAACCUGUCAUGUAUAUCCUUUACUCUGCAUGUGUGUUGCAAUCCCAACCUGUCAUGUAUAUCCUUUACUCUGCAUGUGUGUUGCAAUCCCAACCUGUCAUGCUCUCUGCAUGUGUGUUGCAAUCCCAACCUGUCAUGCAUAUCCUUUACUCUGCAUGUGUGUUGCAAUCCCAACCUGUCAUGCUCUCUGCAUGUGUGUUGCAAUCCCAACCUGUCAUGUAUAUCCUUUACUCUGCAUGUGUGUUGCAAUCCCAACCUGUCAUGCUAUAUCCUUUACUCUGCUCUGCAUGUGUAUUGCAAUCCCAACCUGUCAUGCUCUCUGCAUGUGUCUUGCAAUCCCAACCUGUCAUGCUAUAUCCUUUACUCUGCUCUACAUGUGUAUUGCAAUCCCAACCUGUCAUGCUCUCUGCAUGUGUGUUGCAAUCCCAACCUGUCAUGCUAUAUCCUUUACUCUGCUCUGCAUGUGUAUUGCAAUCCCAACCUGUCAUGCUCUCUGCAUGUGUCUUGCAAUCCCAACCUGUCGUGCAUAUCCUUUACUCUGCAUGUGUGUUGCAAUCCCAACCUGUCAUGCUAUAUCCUUUACUCUGCAUAUUAA